This is a messenger RNA of Artibeus jamaicensis (Jamaican fruit-eating bat), 2035 nucleotides long. It is a transcript of the gene STRADA, whose product is annotated as STE20 related adaptor alpha. Bases 155 to 1450 code for a protein of 431 amino acids. Gene Ontology annotation, molecular function: protein kinase activity; protein serine/threonine kinase activator activity; ATP binding. The transcript has 13 exons. The record is from RefSeq and is a predicted model, not a curated record. Gene Ontology annotation, biological process: protein phosphorylation. NCBI's taxonomy places the organism in Eukaryota, Metazoa, Chordata, Mammalia, Chiroptera, Phyllostomidae.
AGCAACCGGCCAGGCGGCAGCGAGGCCGUAAACUGAGGAGGCGGAGCUGAGAAGCUGUCCCGACUGCUUGCUAACUCCAGGACCAGGUAUUGGACUGACGGGACCGCCUGGUUUAAAUUUUUGAAAUUGAAAUAGGUCUACACAUUAGGAACUCAUGUCUUUUCUUGUAAGUAAACCAGAGCGAAUUAGGCGGUGGGUCUCGGAAAAGUUCAUUGUUGAGGGCUUAAGAGAUUUGGAACUAUUUGGAGAGCAGCCUCCGGGUGACACUCGGAGAAAAACCAAUGAGGCGAGCUCAGAGUCGAUAGCAUCCUUCCCUAAGCAGGAGAUCAUGAGUAGCUUUCUGCCAGAAGGAGGGUGUUACGAGCUACUCACCAUUAUAGGCAAAGGCUUUGAGGACCUGAUGACAGUGAACCUGGCAAGGUACAAACCAACCAGAGAGUAUGUGACAGUACGAAGGGUUAACCUAGAAGCCUGUUCCAACGAGAUGGUGACCUUCUUGCAGGGGGAACUUCAUGUCUCCAAACUCUUCAACCACCCCAAUAUCCUGCCAUAUCAAGCCACCUUUAUUGCAGACAAUGAGCUGUGGGUUGUCACAUCAUUCAUGGCAUAUGGUUCCGCAAAAGAUCUCAUCUGUACACAUUUCAUGGAUGGCAUGAAUGAGCUGGCGAUCGCUUACAUCCUGCAGGGGGUGCUCAAGGCCCUUGACUACAUCCACCACAUGGGAUACGUACACAGGAGUGUGAAAGCCAGCCACAUUCUGAUCUCCGUGGAUGGCAAGGUCUACCUGUCCGGUUUACGCAGCAACCUCAGCAUGAUCAGCCACGGGCAGAGGCAACGUGUGGUCCACGAUUUUCCCAAGUACAGCAUCAAGGUUCUGCCUUGGCUCAGCCCGGAGGUCCUCCAGCAGAAUCUUCAGGGUUACGAUGCCAAAUCUGACAUCUACAGUGUGGGAAUCACAGCCUGUGAGCUGGCCAAUGGCCAUGUGCCCUUUAAGGACAUGCCUGCCACCCAGAUGCUGCUGGAGAAACUGAACGGCACCGUGCCCUGCCUGUUGGACACCAGCACCAUCCCCGCCGAGGAGCUGACCAUGAGCACCUCUCGCUCCGCGGCCAACUCUGGCCUGAACGAGAGCCUGGCCACCAGCACCCCCAGGACCUCCAAUGGUGACUCGCUGUCCCACCCCUAUCACCGAACCUUUUCCCCCCACUUCCACCACUUCGUGGAGCAGUGCCUUCAGCGCAACCCAGAUGUAAGACCCAGUGCCAGCACCCUCCUGAACCAUUCCUUUUUCAAGCAGAUCAAGCGACGCGCCUCAGAGGCUUUGCCUGAGUUACUUCGGCCUGUCAACCCAAUCACCAAUUUUGAGGGCAGCCAGUCUCAGGACCACAGUGGAAUCUUUGGCCUGGUAACAAACUUGGAAGAGCUGGAGGUGGAUGACUGGGAAUUCUGAGUCUCUGAAGAAGGUGCUCACUUCCCAGCAUGGGAUGGACGCGGGAGCCUCUGGGACCCUUCCUGAGGGCUGGCCACAUUCCUGUCCUUCAGGAGCAGACUGGGUAGAAAGGGCAUUUCUGCUAGGAGAGGUGCCUGCUUGCUGACUGGGAGAGAAGUUCCUGGAGAGAAACUUUUCUACUGCUCCAAGACAUCUGAGACACAGGGGAUCCAGACAGGCCAGAAAGCUGACAUUCCCAGCCCAGGGAGCUCUGGUGGCCUCUUGAGAAGAAAGAGAAGCCAGCCCUUGGGGACUGAAGUUCAAGUCUGGGGUUUGACUCACUGACACAGGGAACUAUGUGACUUCCUCCUCUCACUCUUGUUCUCCUACCAGCCAGUUUCCAUUCUUUUCCAGUGCUCUCAGAUCCUGUGGGUCCAUGGAGAGGCAAGCAGUAGGCAGUCUGUGCCCUCUCCCCUCUGACCUCUCCCUGAUAAUUGGAGGGAAGGGCACUGGUUUUCCUUUUUAAGCAUCAGGUUAAAGCUGGGGCAGCUUGUCCUGAUCCUUGUUAUGGCUUGGGCCCUGACACCUAAAACCUUCUGUACUUUG